Molecule: messenger RNA, 1680 nt
Organism: Glarea lozoyensis ATCC 20868
Lineage: Eukaryota; Fungi; Ascomycota; Leotiomycetes; Helotiales; Helotiaceae
Exons: 3
Coding region: 1-1680 (559 amino acids)
Source: RefSeq, a predicted model, not a curated record
AUGUCAGGUUCUCCGCCAAUUCCACCCAGACAAAAUCCGGAUUCUAGCAAUCGCGGUCAUGUUGCUUAUGGGUCAAGCGGGCAGGAAGCAUAUGCAGGUAUUCACACACCUCUACCAGAUCAGACGGACCCUCGAAGACCCCAAUUAGGCGUAUACCAAUCCGAAUUACCUCCGCCUCCAUCGUAUCCUCCUCCACGUAUGGAAGCAAACCCUCCACUAUCAAUGCAAUACCAUCAGCAGCAACGUCCACCGCUACCUUCGCAACAAAUGUUUCAUCAACAGCCACAUCAAUUUCAACAGCCGCAUGUGCAUGCUUCAACUUCAUUUGCGCCACCUGAAAGACCGCCAACAUCGGAGAGCUCCGAGUUCUCUUCACCCAAAGCACAAAGGAAACAAAGGCCAUGUCGCUUCGGCUUGUGUGCCUUAUGUGAUGCCCAACGACCAUGUUCAAGAUGUUUGGCGAACAACAAGGAGGAUACGUGUGUAGACGUGCAACACAAAAAACGAGGACGACCUCGUUUACGAGACGAGAGAGAACAACGAUAUGAAUCCAUGGCGUCGGCGGGAGCUGGAUAUCCACAAACAGGCGAAGGUCCCAUGAGACGGCCUCUUUCUAUGUAUGGCUCAAGUGCCGCGUCGAUGAAUCCAGAAUACGGCGAUUCGCUUCACAGAUCAGGAUCUUAUCGGGUAUUAAAAUCUCAAGCUGGACCAGCCGGACCCAGAUAUCUAGAGCAUGCCUCAGCAUCAGACGCAAAUAUCUCCAGUGGCGGUAGCUUUAUGAUGCCUGCCCCUCGGAUGCCGCCACAGGAACCCCUUUGUGCAUACCUGACCACAAAAAUGCAGGUAGCGAAGGCUACCCGAAGUUUUGAAGAUUUGAUCGGCAUCCCACAAGGGAUAGUGUCGCGGAACCUUCAGGACCUAUUAGGACCGAAUGACCGCGAAAAGAUUGCGCGGUUGCAGAGAACGCUAGAAGAGGAGCGUCGGCAAAAAGAACCGCAUGUUCUACCACCAAUAGUUGUGAACUCGGAGGAACAAAAUGUGAUUCAGUCCGUAGGAUUCGGUAUAGAAGAGGUUGGAAAGUGGAGACUAAAUCACCACGAAACCUUCACCCUCCAAGGACUGCAGGGACAACAACAGACAUUCCAGGCUCGUUUGGGUCUAGCGAAGAGAGACACCACGUAUUUCAUCGUGCUGAUAUUGUAUAUCCCAACGCCAGCGCCGCAGCCCUUUCAGCAGCCUCCGAUUUCACCAUAUACUCGUGACCAAUAUGUUAGGGGUCCUCAGUUCGAAUACCAGGCACCACAGCCAUAUCCCCCCAGUCAUGCGCCACAGGCGUAUAUGGCAAAUCCAGGAUAUCCAGAUCCUCAGAGAGAGCAAAUGGGAUACAGAGCACACCAGCCCCUCGCUCCUCACAUGCAGCAAACAGCGAGUAUGCCUCCUUAUUCCCAAGCACCGACGAGGCCAGAUUAUGGCCAGACACAAAAUCCGUACCAGACUCAGACUCCCAGGAGUGAGCUACCUCCAAGUCAACCGCAGCGCCAGCACGAUCUUCAGCUCCCACCAAUCCGUGACCCUCGAUCUGAAGCAUCUUCGGCUGGUGCCGGACGUGGAAGAGACGACCGCGCAAACCGAGUCGAUAUUGGUGGUCUUCUCCAGAACCCGCGAACAACUCGUGGCUAG